AUCCUCAACAAUUGGAAAGCUCCGGAAGGAUAGUCAAGAAAUGAUUUCUAGUUCCAAAAGUCUUUUCUUUUUUCUUCUUUUUUCCGCAGUAUCGAAGUUGUACCUGUGGCCUCCUCCUAACUUCUGAGUUUUUUCACAAUUCACAUGGUUACUUUUCAGACCCAGAAGAAAAGUAGAAAGGCCUCGAACCGAGAUGGAUCGUCAAAAUCCCAUUUACAGCUAGAGAUUUGGUUUCAGCUUUUAAGAAAUUCUAAAAAGGAUUUGGUGUGAAACAUAAGUUGUCAAAAUGAAUACAGAGGUUGAAAGUAGCAAGAGAGAUGGAAUCCCAAAGGUGUUUGAUCCUGCUUUUUCUACACUUUUUGCUCGGCUCCAAGACAAGCUUCAAAAUUGUCUUAAGUCACAGAUCAAGAAUUUAACAACCAUCAUGAAAGAAUAACCUCCAUUAGCUCUCCCGUGAUGAAGGGGAAAGGAUCGUCUACUCAUGUGGAGAUUGAUCUUGAAAAGCAAUUACCACCUUGGAGAGAAACCCUUCAUGGAUUGAUCAACAUCCCACAUGUAAAUGUAAGUGUACCAAAAGGUUCUCUUUGCAAUCUCAAUGUUGAAGUAAAUGUUGGAUUGCCCCCAGAUGCAGUAUAUAAUAUUGUCACUGACCCUGAUAAUAAGAGAGUCUUCAAGAAUAUUAAGGAAGUUAUAUCCCGAAAGGUCUUGCUCGAUGAAGGUUCAAGGCAGGUGGUAGAGGUGGAGCAAGCAGCACUGUGGAAAUUUCUCUGGUGGUCAGGAACUAUCUCAGUCCAUGUUAUAGUGGAUCAGAAUAGAAAAGAUCACUCAAUGAAGUUCAAACAAUUGAAAACUGGAUUCAUGAAAAAAUUUGAAGGCCAUUGGCGAGUUGAACCCAUAUUUGUUGAUGAGAAAGUAUGCUUCCCUUUCAAACCAAAAACAUUGGCAGAUUAUUAUUCAUGUGCGGAAGGCAAGGGAAGGAUAGGGUCAAGGGUGACCUUGGACCAACUGAUCCAACCUGCCAUUGUUCCACCCCCACCCAUUUCCUGGUAUCUACGAGGAAUUACUACCAAGACCACUGAGAUGCUCAUAAAUGAUCUACUUGCCGAGGCUGCCAGAAUCAGGGGAGGCUUUGAGGGCAAAAAAUCAAAUCAAGAGGUUAAAGAUUUUCAGGAAAUUCCUAUGGAGCAACAGAUUGAUCAAAUACGCGAUAUCAAAGAAAGGUGGGCCUUGCGGAGGAGAAAGCAAAGGAAGUUAGUAAGAGAUUAAUGCUGAAGACCCGAGGAGAAAGCAAAGGAAGUUAGUAAAAGAUUAAUGCUGAAGGCCCGAGGAGAAAGCAAAGGAAGUUAGUAAAAGAUGUAUUCUGAAUGAUUCAUGACUAUGUAACAACUCUUCUGUAAUAUAUCUACAAUAACAGAAAAGAAAGGGAGAGAUUGUUUAACCAAAAACAAUCUCUCUCUUUUGUUUUCCUUCUGGAAAGAUCUGGAAAAAGCUUUCUAGUUGCUGCAUUCCCUGUAUUUAAGCUCAAGCUGUUGAAACCAACAAGUACUUAGCUUUGUCAUGUUCAAGGUUUCGACAAGGCUUGAAAGAGGGCAAACCAUUUCUAAAUUAGGUCCUCUGGCAUAAGGAGGAAACGUUCUUCAACUCUUACCAUGUGACAGAAAAAAUAGGAAAAAUUCUCUGUACUAUUCAUCUAAGUUUCAAUUUUAUUACUCCAAUUUGUAUCCCUCA
Messenger RNA from Carica papaya (papaya), 1728 nucleotides. RefSeq lists its product as uncharacterized. The record is from RefSeq and is a predicted model, not a curated record. Lineage: Eukaryota; Viridiplantae; Streptophyta; Magnoliopsida; Brassicales; Caricaceae.